AUGACAACUGAAAAUAAAAAUAGUGUUAUACAACAGAAAUUGGCCAAAACUUUGCAUCGUUUUGAAAGUAAAAUUGCUGCAGGAGAUUAUUAUGAAGCACAUCAAACUCUGAGGACAAUUGCAAACAGAUAUGUCAGAGCUAGAACUUAUGAAUUAGCCAUCGAAUUGGUCAGUCAAGGUGCCACCUCAUUAUUAAAAGCUAAGCAAGGUGGGUCUGGUACUGAUCUUAUCUUCUAUUUGUUAGAGAUAUAUGAUCAAGCUGAAGUAACCGUGGAUGAGGGUUCUACAGGUAGAUUGAUUCAAUUGCUGGUUCUAAUUGAACCAACAGAACCAAAUAUGAAGGAUGUAAUAACUGGUAUGAAUAAUUGGUCUAUAAAAUUUAGUGACUUUAAAUUUGGUGACCCAUAUUUACAUAAUGUGAUUGCAUUGAAAUUAUUUGAAGGUGAACAUAUAUAUGAGGCAGAAAGAUAUUUCAUGUUGGGUACGCAUGAUUCUGUAGGGAAAUACAUUGAAUUAGUGUGGAAUUGGUUUGUUCAAGCUGUGGAUGAAGAGAUUCAAAAGGGUAUUAAUACACCACAAUUAACUUUAGUGGGAGAUUUUUUCAGUAGAUUAAUAUUCAAUUAUUUAUUCAUCUCCAAUAUUAAAUUUGCUAAUGAGGCAAAAGAAAAAUUCUUAAAACAAUACGUUGAGGAGUAUCCAGAUUUGGAAUAUGAAAUCAUUAGUAAAAGAAUUCCAGGUCAAGAUGAGGAUUUUAAAUUAGUUUUAUUUAAAGAUUGUUACGAAUUGAAUUUCUUACAAUUACUAAUAUUGACAUGUCAAACAAAAAAUAAAGCAUUGUUUCAAAGUCUCAAUGAACAUUACAAAGAAUUAAAAAUUAAAUUUGCUCCACAACUUGAAUUUCUAGGACAAGAAUAUUUUGGUAUCCAAGCACAAAGACAAUCCAAUUUCUUACAAGAUAUGAUGUCAGGUCUUCUGGGUGGAUCUAAAUAG
Messenger RNA from Maudiozyma saulgeensis, 990 nucleotides. Lineage: Eukaryota; Fungi; Ascomycota; Saccharomycetes; Saccharomycetales; Saccharomycetaceae. The record is from the annotation of a GenBank genome assembly.